Panthera uncia (snow leopard) is the source of this 11502-nucleotide messenger RNA. RefSeq names its product PR/SET domain 2 (gene PRDM2). The transcript is spliced from 9 exons. Gene Ontology annotation, biological process: regulation of transcription by RNA polymerase II. Gene Ontology annotation, molecular function: DNA-binding transcription factor activity, RNA polymerase II-specific; histone methyltransferase activity; protein binding. Lineage: Eukaryota; Metazoa; Chordata; Mammalia; Carnivora; Felidae. The record is from RefSeq and is a predicted model, not a curated record. Gene Ontology annotation, cellular component: nucleus. Bases 5558 to 10708 code for a protein of 1716 amino acids.
UUUUUUUAACUUUUAUUCAUUUUUGAGACAGACAGAGACAGAGCAUGAACGGGGGAGGGUCAGAGAGAGAGGGAGACACAGAAUCCGAAAUAGGCUCCGGGCUCUGAGCUGUCAGCACAGAGCCCGAUGCGGGGCUCAAACUCACGGACCAUGAGAUCAUGACCUGAGCCGAAGUCAGAUGCUUAACCGACUGAGCCACCCAGGCGCCCCACAGAUUGGUAUUUUUAAAACUUUUCUUUGCAUCUAGCCCACAUUUUUAGGGCAUUUAUGAUCUUUUGCAUUUUGAUAUACCAGACUGGCUUUUUAUUUUUCUUUUAGUAUUUGUCUAUAAGCUCUAUGUUGCUUCCUGAGCCUUAAAAGUUAGUUUCUUCUGAGUCUUGAUGUUACAAUAUGCAUUUUUUUAUAACUUAAAAUAAUUAUAAUAUUAAUGACUUUGUUGCAAAUUUAAUUAAUUAUUUUCCAGAUAGCUCCAAAAGAUCUAAAAUGACCCGAGAGAAUAGUUGUAAAAUAACAUCAGUGACUAAAAGGUGAAUAUGCAAAUCAAAUCAAAUAAUUAUCUUCCUAAUUCUCCCCCUUCCUUCUCAGGUUUAGACUAAUCGUAAAGAAUCUGCUGUUGCUUUUACUUUGCCUCUCAUGUAGUUUUGUAGAUGGACGGGUCUACAAAGGGUAGAUGUGAUUGUUUAACCUGUUCUGUGUGUUGCGUUCAUGUUACUUUGUGUUUGUCUUCAGUUUAAUCUGCCUUAUCUCUGAGGAUGGGUGAUGGGUGAUGGUGGUGUGCCCCGGUGGGGCUGCCGGGCUGGUCUGACCCAGGGACGGGGGUGUCCCACGUAUCUCUCCCUUUUCUGGUCUCUGGCCUCCAUGUCAGAAGACAGCAGCUUACAGUUCUUGACGUUGUCUUGCCACUUCAAGGGACCAUUGUUGGAAUAAAGACCCUAAUUAUUUUAUUGUUGCUGCGUUGAUACUGAUCAUGUAUAAUCAAGUCAUUUCUAUAAUAUUAAAUUAAAUACUUGUGAGGAUGAUUUGCCCUAGAAUUUGGAAGCAAUACCUUGAAAAGUUAAGUACGUGUAUAUUAUUAAAGCCAUGGAUAUGUAAAAUCAAGAUCAAGCUCUUAUUUUUCUAAGAAUGUAUGCUAUUAGUAAAGUACAGUUGAUGAUAAAGAUUUCCAUACUCUUAGUCUGUGUAUCUGCCUCAUGUACUUUAUCUGAUAAAUGUCAGCAAGCUGGAAUUCAAGGAGGUUUGGUCAGGUACAGAAAUCCAAAAAAGAAACUAAGGCAUAAGCCAGGGUAGGAGAAAUCCUCGUGAUUUUAAGAUUUUCAAUAUUUACCAUUGGAAAACCAGAGGCACUUAACUGUUUAGCUAUUUUUUUUUCCCCCUAACUUGAUAGAAUUAGUAAGUUUCAGUGAUAGGGAUGGAAAGAUUUUUCUCUGCCACUGCACUGAUAGGAUUGUUGGUUCAAGUUUGUACAUAUGAUAAAACUUUGACCUUGAGAUUCUGUGUUAGUUAAGUGGGUAUGUGAAAAUAAUGCUGUUGAAGUCAGCACUGAAUAUGAAAAUAUGUAGGAUUGCCAGGACGCUUCCACAGGGGUUUUGCAUGCUGGAGGAAUCUAAAGUUACUUCAGUAACAACUUUCAGAGUCUGCAGUUGCUUUUAAACAUAUUGUCAUAUUGCAGCUAGUUACAUGAUUAUUACAGUUCAGAGGUUCUCAGCUAGGAGGUUAUUUGGGGUGUGUAGGUGUUUGUGAUUUUCAAAACAGUCAGAGGCACUGCCGGCAUUGAUUGUGCAGGCAUGGCCAUGGCCAUGAUAGAAGGGACAGACAAGGCCAUGGCUACGAUAGAAGGGACAGACAAGGCCAUGGCCAUGAUAGAAGGGACAGACAAGGAUUAGUUGCCCAGUCCAAAAUGCAAUGGUCUUCUAUUGAGAGCCACUGCCAAAUUCUCAGUUCUUGUGUUUAACAUCCCUUGUUUUCAGUAUAAUUUAGUAAAAGAUUUAAUUUUUAAAGUAUCUUUUGAGAAGUCAGUGUCGGAUUUGCAAUGCUUUUCACGUAAAAUAUUUUAGAUAUAUAAUUGACGAUGUCGUGAGUUAAGAGAGAAAAAAAAUGAGACUCUGGUUUUUGGCAAUUGGGAUUAGAAGUGAUGGAGAGGAGGGUCCAAGCAUGCAUGUAUAUAAGUGAACUCUUAAAAAAAAAAAAAAAAAAAGAUGUUACGAUCCUUUUCUCUGGAAAGAAAUGAUGAGCGGCUUCCUAUUAGGACAAGGAAGGAACAGAUAGUGUGGAAAGUCAGAGAGAAGCUUAUUAAUCGUUUAGCAACCUGAAUUAUGUUGUAACUUUUUAUUAAGAGAAAGUGAGAUUCAUUGAGAAACAAAUGAAAGACUGAAGCGUUCUGAAUACUUAAGUAUUUGAGUUCUUUGGGAUUAGAGACCAUAGUAUCUCAGUUAUUUGUGCCUGUGAACCAGCAACUACAAAAGGGGAGGGAAAGGAAAGGAAGAAAAUGUUAAGUGAAGAGGAAAAAAGCAAGGAAAAGCAGAUGGAAAGCAAGGCAAGGAGGAGGCAGCAUCUCCUUCGAUGACAGAAAAUGGCAGCUCCUGCCUUCCUUGUCCUUAGGAUAAAAAUCUUGGUGUCAUCCCUGACUUCCUCUUCUUUCAUACCUGAUAUCUCCGGUGGCAGCAAAUCUUGGGGGCUCUGUUUUAAAAAUAUAUCCAGGAUGUGAUUACUUCUCACAUCUCUUCUGUGCGGGCCAAGCCAGCAUCAUCUCUUGCCUAGAUUGGGCCAUUAGCCUCCUGAGAGAUCUGCCUGCCUCCACCCUCUUCCCUUACAAUCUCUUUUUAAACCUAAGUCACAUGAGGUCGGCCACCUUGAGCCUCCCAACGGCUUUCUAUCCCUGGAUGGAAAAGCUCCAGCCAUUCUGGUGAACAGUGCUUACCUUGCUAAACCCAUACUUUAUCUGCCUUCCCUGCCUUUCUGAAUCCCCUCCUACACUUUCCCUGUCUCCAUCCUUGCCCUCCCUGAAACACCUGGGCAUGGGCAUGCUGCCGAAUGGGGUUUCUCACUUCAUGUUCCCAUAGCGUCCUGGCCCAUAGCUCUUCUUCCGGCUUUUAUGCAGAUGUCCUUUUCUUACAGUGGCCUUUUCUGACCAUACUUACUCUUGGUUUCACAGGCAUAGAGACAGAGAUGGUAAUUCCUACCUCCUUCUCCCUACCACCUCUUCAUUUUUCCCUAAAGCACUUUCAUUAUCUCAUCUACUGCACAUUUUACUGAUUUUUUUUUUUGUUGCGGGUCUGCGGGUCCCUUUCCCCAGAGGCAGGGAUUUUCUGCUUACUGCUGAAAACAGUGGUUGACACAGAGAUAGUAGGAGUUACGGUGAGAUGGGAGUAAAAGUUGGUGAAGUGUGGUUAAGAAGCAAGAGCAGAAGGGCACCUGGGUGGCUCAGUCAGUUAAGCAUCCAACUCUUGAUAUCAGGUCGUGUCGUGAUCUCAUCGUUCAUGAGAUUGAGCCCCAAGUUGUGCUCUGUCCUUGUAGAACGGAGCCUGCUUGGGAUUCUCCCCCCCUGCCCCCCAGAGUAAACAGGUAAACAAUUUUUUUAAGAAGAAGCAAUAUUAGAAACCAGUUAUGAGACUCAGUUAUGGCUGAGUUAUCCAACCUCCUUGAACUUGUUUGUUGAGGGUGCUAGUACUUAUCUUUGUAAAAAUCAGCUGGACUGAUUUACAUGACCAUAGCACAGUGCCUGCUGGUCUUUGGAGGAGCAUCAUAAGUGAUAGUUACGAUGAUGAUACCGAAGAUUCUCAUGGGAAGGACAAGACCACCUGAAGGAAAUGGUAAAGCAUCAUAGCUCUUUCCAAAAGAUCUUUCAUUACAGUACUGGCAUUUACUGCUUUUUUUUUUUUUUUUUUUUGGUUCCUUAAAGAGAGCUCCCUAUGGCCGAUGUUACGAAAUCCAUCCAUAAAAGCUUCGUAAGAGGGCAGGUGAAACCACUGAUAUUUUAUUCACUUCUGGGUGCCAGGGUGUCCCUCAUGGCCCUCCUAGUGGACUGUGUGACAUUCAGUAGGCAUUGGUGACAGAGGGGGUUGAGGGACGCACACCUCGGGCCACUAACCUCAUCACUGUUUGACACCCAAAUACACUUUGAACUUUAUAAUGAUUCCAAGUCUCAUAGAAAAGGAUCGAUUAUGUUCAAUGGGAGAUGUAUACUACAGAAAGACAUGGUAAAUAUAUAUGAGAAAGAUGCUCGAUAUUAAAAUUUAAAGGAAUGGACCUCAUGGGCUAACCUCCAGUUACCUGAGAUCAUAUUCUCUGAGUAUUUCCUCAUUAAGAGUUUAUAUUGGUCGGGCUAGGACUGAGCUCUCUAACAAGAUGCAAGUUACAGAAUACAUUUCCCUGUGCCAUUUGUGAAUAAAAACUAGUUCAGAUGACCAGGCCCUAACUUAAAUACAGUACCUUUGAUUGUUAAAGCUGAUCAAGGUGAGUGUGGUGAAGUAGCUCAAGGGGAAAUAAAAACCCGAAAUCUUCAUAUUAAUGAACUGGGACAAAAUGUCAAAGCGCUGUUUUUUAUGAUAGCGGGCAGGCAGCAUAUUCUGAGAUGAAAAAUGUCCCACGUUCCUUGGUUUAUUAACAAUUAGAACAUAAAGUUCUACAAUGUGAGUGGAGUCUUGUGGAUCUAGGAAGGAAGGAUAAUUUAUUAAAGCAAGUUCAUGAAAAAAUGGACCUAUGACUGAUGGUAUGUGUGCCUGUACCUGCCAGAAACAUUUAGAACGUUUCUGUGGAAGUGCUACUUAAAGCAGCACGGCUCUCAUUUAUUGUGAGUGACUUCCAGUGCCUCCUAGGAUGUACGUGGCAGAGAGGACUGUCUUCGUAGAUCGUCAUUUAGAAACAAGUAUGUCACAUGCAUUUACAAGAAAUGAUUUUGUCGUAUCGUUUUAGUGUACUGUGAAUAUACGAAUAAAUAAAGGAAUAUUGCAGUUCUUUCCAAACAGUUUUUAUGAAAACAUUUGUAUUUUACUACACGGUUUUUGUUUUAUUCCCCAAAGAGAACUCCCCAUGGAAAUGUUAGUAAAUUCACCUCUGUACUUCAGGAACUUGAAAAACUAAAUAAUGUAAAGGGUCUAAUUGUGUUUGCAUUCAACACAGUAUUGAUAUAAGUAAAAGAAAAACAUUUACAUUGCAUAAUAAAUUACUCAGCAGUGCUUUGUGUUUCUAUUAACAGAGCUAAUCUGUUUCUUCUUAGGAAUGAUGCAAUUUCACAGCAAAAAUUUGAUGUCAUUCUAAUGAGUCUGCUUUCAAUUGUAGAGUACAAUGAGGGCCUAGUAAAGAUUAGUAAGAAAUCUAUUUUAUUGUAGAUAAUAAAUCUGCAAAGUAAGCUCUCAGCAUAGAUUGAAGUUGACCUGGCAUGGAGUUGCUUUAUGAAUAGCCCUUUGAGCAAACUCUACAGUUCUGUAUGUGGUUUGAAAUCACUGUAAAUGUGUAGGCAGGUACAUAUUACAAUUGUCUGUUUUUCUUUUUAGGGCUCAUGUAAUCAAAGAAGUUUCUUUGUUGUGUGUAACUUUUCAGAACACAACAGGAAUUGAAAAUGAAUCAGAACGCCACCGAGCCUGUCGCAGCUGCUGAGAGCCUGGCUGAGGUGCCUGAACAUGUGCUUCGAGGACUUCCGGAGGAAGUGAGGCUUUUCCCAUCUGCUGUUGACAAGACUCGGAUUGGUGUCUGGGCCACUAAACCAAUUUUAAAAGGCAAAAAGUUUGGGCCAUUUGUUGGUGAUAAGAAAAAAAGAUCUCAGGUUAAGAAUAAUGUGUACAUGUGGGAGGUGUAUUACCCAAAUUUGGGAUGGAUGUGCAUUGAUGCCACCGAUCCAGAGAAGGGAAACUGGCUGCGGUAUGUGAAUUGGGCUUGCUCAGGAGAAGAGCAGAAUUUGUUUCCGCUGGAAAUCAACAGGGCCAUUUACUAUAAAACUUUAAAGCCAAUCGCGCCGGGCGAGGAGCUCCUGGUCUGGUACAAUGGGGAAGACAACCCCGAGAUAGCAGCUGCGAUUGAGGAAGAGCGAGCCAGCGCCCGGAGCAAGCGGAGCUCCCCGAAAAGCAGGAAAGGGAAGAAAAAAUCCCAGGAAAGUAAAAACAAAGCAAACAAAGCUGAAGACACACCCCUGAAGACAAGCGAGCCAGAUUCUGCUUCUGCAAAUAUGAGAGAUUCUGCGGAAGGUAAGCUUCGAAGUUGGACUUGUUCGGGUCCCAAAGAGGACGAGAAGCCUUCGGCCUCAACAGCUGAGCAGACCGCCGUUCUUCAGGAAGCGGUUAGUCAGGAUGUGCUUCCAGAACCGGUAGUGUCCCCCGCUGCCUGCGCGCCCCACGCGGAACCCGAGGAGAAGCCGGAAGCAGCGAACUGUGAGGUGAACGAUUUGGAGGAAGAGGAGGAGGAGGAAGAAGAUGAAGACGAUGAGCUGGAAGAAGAGGGGGAGGAAGAAGCUGACACGCCAAAUGAAAGUUCUGUGAAAGAGCCAGAAAUUCGGUGUGACGAGAAGCCUGAAGAUUUGUUAGAGGAACCAAAAAACGUUUCGAGAGACGCUCUCGAAGGCUCUCCAGGGCUGACGCCUGUUAGCAGAACUCCCAAAACUAAGGAAGAGGCCAAUGGUGACGUGUUUGAAACGUUUAUGUUUCCGUGUCAGCAUUGUGAAAGGAAGUUUACGACCAAGCAGGGGCUUGAACGCCACAUGCACAUCCACGUAUCCACCGUCAACCACGCCUUCAAGUGCAAGUACUGCGGGAAGGCGUUCGGCACCCAGAUCAACAGGCGGAGGCACGAGCGGCGCCACGAGGCGGGGCUGAAGCGCAAGCCCGGCCUCACGCCCCGGCCGUCGGAAGACCCGGCUGAUGGCAGAUCGUCCGGAGACAGCGUUGCUCCAAAGGACGACUCGACUCCUCCCGGUCUCGGGCAAGACUCUCUGCUCUUGCGUCCGGAGAAGGCUCCGCCAGAAAACGUCGGUUCUUCCGUUGCAGAAGAGAAUGGGGAAGUGAAGGAGCUUCAUCCGUGCAAAUACUGUAAGAAGGUCUUCGGGACGCAUACCAACAUGAGGCGGCAUCAGCGCAGAGUCCACGAACGCCAUCUGAUUCCCAAGGGCGUGCGGCGGAAAGGGGGCCUCCUGGAGGAGCCGCACCCUCCCGCGGAGCAGGCCCCGCCCGCCCAGAGUGUCUACGUGCCCAGCACGGAGCCCGAGGAGGACGGGGAGGCCGACGACGUGUACAUCAUGGACAUCUCCAGCAACAUCUCUGAAAACUUAAAUUUCUACAUCGAUGGCAAAAUUCAGACCAGCAGCAGCACGAGUAACUGUGACGUGAUUGAGAUGGAGUCCGCUUCGGCCGACUUGUACGGUAUCAAUUGCCUGCUUACUCCGGUCACGGUGGAAAUCACUCAGAAUGUAAAGGCCGCACAGGCCCCCGUAGCCGACGACCUUCCUAAAGAGCCUUCCAGCAGCACAAACAGUGAGUCCAAGAAACGGAGAACGGCGAGUCCUCCCGCGCUCCCUAAAAUCAAAGCCGAGACGGAGUCUGAGCCCUCGGUGCCCGCGUGUUCCUUGCUGCCUCUCAGCAUAUCGACUUCGGAGGCGGUGUCUUUCCACAAAGAGAAGAGUGUGUACCUGUCGUCGAAGCUCAAACAACUGCUUCAAACCCAGGACAAACUAACGCCUCCUGCGGGCAUUUCGGCAACGGAAAUACCGAAGUUAGGUCCCGUUUGCGUGUCUGCUCCCGCGUCGAUGCUGCCCGUGACCUCGAGUAGGUUUAAGCGGCGGACUAGCUCUCCCCCCAGUUCCCCACAACACAGUCCUGCCCUCCGAGACUUUGGAAAGCAAAGUGAUGGCAAAGCGGUGUGGACCGAUGCCGUUCUGGGAUCCAAAAAACCCAAAUUAGAAAGUCAUAGCAACUCACCAGCGUGGAGUUUGUCUGGGAGAGAGGAGAGAGAAACGGUGAGCCCGCCGGGCUUUGAUGAAUACAAAGUGUCUAAGGAGUGGGCAGCCGGCCCUACUUUCAGCAACGUGUGCAACCAGCAGCCGCUGGACUUAUCCAGCGGUGUCAAACAGAAGGCCGAGGGCGCAGGCAAGACCCCGGUCCAUUGGGAAUCUGUAUUAGACCUCAGUGUGCAUAAGAAGCCUUGUAGUGACUCUGAAGGCAAGGAGUCGAAAGAAAACCAUCUGGUGCAGCCAGCCUGCAGUGUCAUAAAGAAAAAGAGGCCAACCACCCGCAUGCUGCAGAAGGUUCUUCUCAACGAGUACAACGGCGUCGAUUUACCCGCAGAGAAUGCUGCAGACGUGACCCGGAGCCCGAGUCCUUGUCAAUCCCUGGAUCCCCAGCCAGACUCUGGCCUCGGCCCUGACGCUGGUUUAUCGGCCCCUGUGGUCGAGUCCCCACCUGAUGUCUCUCCUUCCUCGCCUGCCCUGCAGACAUCUUCCCUUUCUGCCGGGCAGCUGCCUCCUCUCUUGAUCCCAACGCAUCCCUCUUCCCCCCCGGCCUGUCCUCCUGUGUUGACUGUUGCCACGCCACCCCCUCCACUCCUUCCUACUGUCCCUCUUCCGGCCUCCUCUUCUGGGGCGUCUCCCCGUCCGUGUCCCUCUCCGCUCUCGAAUGCUACCGUGCAGUCGCCGCUUCCCAUUCUGUCCCCUACGGUGUCCCCCUCGCCAUCUCCCAUCCCUUCGGUGGAACCUCUCACGUCUGCUGCUUCGCCCGGACCCCCGACCCUUUCCUCAUCUUCUUCCUCGUCUUCUUCCUCAUCUUCGUUCUCCUCUUCUUCCUCCUCCUCUUCCCCCUCGCCGCCGCCGCUCUCGGCAGUGUCAUCCGUUGUUUCCUCUGGGGAUAAUCUGGAAGCUUCUCUCCCCAUGAUAACUUUCAAGCAGGAGGAACUAGAGAAUGAAGAGCUGAAGCCCAGGGAAGAGCCCCAGUCAGCAGUUGAGCAGGAGAUUGUUCAGGAAACGUUCAACAAAAACUUUGUCUGCAAUGUCUGUGAAUCACCUUUUCUUUCCAUUAAAGAUCUAACCAAACAUUUAUCUAUCCAUGCUGAAGAAUGGCCCUUCAAAUGUGAAUUUUGUGUGCAGCUCUUUAAGGCUAAAACUGAUCUGUCAGAACAUCGCUUUUUGCUUCAUGGAGUUGGGAAUAUCUUUGUGUGUUCGGUUUGUAAAAAAGAGUUUGCUUUUUUGUGCAAUUUGCAGCAGCACCAGCGAGAUCUCCACCCAGAUAAGGUGUGCACACACCAUGAGUUUGAGAGCGGCACGCUCAGGCCCCAGAACUUCACAGAUCCCAGCAAGGCCCACGUAGAACAUAUGCAGAGUUUGCCGGAAGACCCCCUAGAAACCUCGAAGGAAGAAGAAGAAUUAAAUGAUUCCUCUGAAGAGCUCUACACGACCAUAAAAAUAAUGGCUUCUGGAAUAAAGACAAAAGACCCAGAUGUUCGACUGGGUCUCAAUCAACAUUACCCAAGCUUUAAGCCACCUCCAUUUCAGUACCAUCACCGAAACCCCAUGGGGAUCGGCGUGACGGCCACAAAUUUCACUACGCACAAUAUCCCGCAGACUUUCACCACUGCCAUUCGCUGCACAAAGUGUGGGAAGGGCGUAGACAACAUGCCAGAGUUACACAAACACAUCCUGGCAUGUGCCUCUGCUAGUGACAAGAAGAGGUACACGCCUAAGAAAAACCCAGUCCCCUUGAAACAGACUGUGCAGCCCAAGAACGGCGUGGUGGUUUUCGAUAACUCGGGGAAAAACGCCUUCAGACGGAUGGGACAGCCCAAGAGGCUGAACUUCAGUGUCGAGCUCAGCAAGAUGUCCUCGAACAAGCUCAAGCUAAAUGCAUUGAAGAAGAAAAACCAGCUUGUCCAGAAAGCAAUCCUGCAAAAAAACAAAUCUGCAAAGCAGAAGGCCGACCUAAAAACCGCCUCCGAGUGCUCCUCGCACAUCUGCCCGUACUGUCACAGAGAGUUCACGUACAUCGGGAGCCUGAAUAAGCACGCCGCUUUCAGCUGCCCCAAAAAACCGCUUUCUCCUUCCAAAAAAAAAGCUGCCCAUUCAUCCAAGAAAGGUGGACACCCGUCACCUGCAAGUAAUGACAAAAACAAUAGCGGCCACCGCAGGCGGACUGCGGACGCUGAGAUCAAGAUGCAAAGUGUCCAGGCACCCCUGGGCAAGACCAGGGCGCGCAGCUCAGGCCCGGCACAAGUCCCGCUGCCCUCGUCGGCCUUCAGGUCCAAGCAGAAUGUCAAGUUCACGGCUUCGGUGAAGUCCAAAAAGCCAAGCUCCUCCUUAAGGAACUCAAGCCCCAUAAGAAUGGCCAAAAUAACCCACGGCGAGGGGAAAAAACCCAAAGCUGUGGCCAAGAAUCAUCCUGCUCAGCUCGCGAGCAAGACGUCCCGGAGCCUGCACGUGAGGGUACAGAAAAGCAAAGCCGUCUUACAGAGCAAAUCCGCUCUGGCCAGUAAGAAAAGAACAGACCGGUUCAAUGUAAAAUCUAGAGAACGGAGUGGGGGGCCAGUCACCCGAAGCCUCCAGCUGGCAGCUGCUGCCGAGCCGGGCGACAGCAGGAGGGAGGAUGGUGGUGGCGGCAAGCAGGAGCUGAAGGACUUCAGCUACAGUCUCCGCCUGGCGUCCCGGUGUCCUCCUCCAGCCGCCCCGUACAUCACCAGGCAGUGUAGGAAUGUCAAGGCGACGGCUGCAGCCCAGUUCCAGGGACCCCUCUUCAAAGAGUAGACAGUUCGCCUGCUCCCUGACAGCACCUGAAGUGACCUGGAGUCAGUGAAGCCAAAGGGACUGGCUGGCCCUCUGCCCCGCAGGGACUACCGACCUAUUCCAGUUUUACGAGCCUGUGAGAGAAAGGGAGGGAGUGUGUGCGUGCGUGGGUGUGCGUGUGCGGUCUUCAGACGAGGGUCCCAAACCCCAGGGAGGCAGGAAGGCAGCUGACUCCACAGCGUGGACGACACGUGGGUGCAGCCCCUGGGACCGUGUUCUGCAGCUCAGCCUUCCUGCUGGGGUGGGGCCUCUCCUACUAUGCAAUUUUUCAAGAGCUCCUUGAUCCUGCUUUUUGCUUUCUCGAGUUGUCUUUUGCCAUGGCGGGGACUGUGGUCUGGCUCAGGGGUCAGUUCUAGGCCUGUCCGAGGAAGGCCUUCAGGAGGAGGCCGAGUCUCCUUUCUCACUGCCCCACCUUCCCUAGCCUUCCAACGUCUCUGGGAAUCAACGGCGUGUAGACACGUCAGAGCCUUGCUGUCGACCCCCUUGGCCUGCGCACUUCGAAAACCCCCCUUCUUUGCCUGAGCUGCUGGCUUGAGUCGUUUCCAGAUUCGAAAUUCUAGUCAGUCCCUGGGCAUCUGGGAGAGAAGUCCUCGUCCCCAUUUGCAGACCUGGUUGCCCCCUUGGGAGAGGCAGGGGAUGGGACAGCAUGUGGCAGGAGGGGGAGGUCUCCCCAGUGCUUCUUUGCCUCACUUGGGACCAUCAACACGUUAGCGACUGACCUUCCCAAAUUAGCUGAAAAGGGAAACAAACAAAAA